Malaclemys terrapin pileata is the source of this 9100-nucleotide messenger RNA. Its product is annotated as heparan sulfate glucosamine 3-O-sulfotransferase 3A1-like. Bases 340 to 1485 code for a protein of 381 amino acids. Gene Ontology annotation, molecular function: [heparan sulfate]-glucosamine 3-sulfotransferase activity. The transcript has 2 exons. Lineage: Eukaryota; Metazoa; Chordata; Testudines; Emydidae. The record is from RefSeq and is a predicted model, not a curated record.
GAGACUGGCCUGGCGGGGGCCGGCGAUAGGUAGGACCGGGACCUGAGCUCAGGGACUCCGUUAGCGACUCGCCCUUGGCUGGGAGACGGGAUCUGUUCGCGUCGGGGCUUCCCCUCCUGCGGGGCUCGGCAGGAGCCGCCUGCGGAUGAUGCCCCCCUGAAGCAUCACCCUUAAGAGACCGGUGGGGGGGGGGACACAACCUGAGCCCCCUCCCAGCUCCAGGGCAGUGACAAUGCGGCCCGGGGCAGCCCUGCGCCCCCCCGCUCGCUGCUGACUCCGGGGGCGGGGGGCAUGGCACCUGGCUGGGGGGCCGCCUAGCAUGGCCGGGGGGCCGGGCAGAUGCCUCGGGCUAGCAUGGCAGGGAACGGGCCGCCUGCCCCCGCCGCCUGCCCCGAGCCUCUGCCCCGCAGCGUCUUCAAGAAGUUCCUGCUUAUGCUCAUGUCCCUGCUCAUGUCCCUCUACGUCUUCUACUGCCUGGCCGAGCGCUGCCCCAGCUUGCCCGGGCCCCUACUGGCGGCCGCCCCGGAGCAGGCGGCGGGCGGCGGCGGGCGGCUGGAGCCGGGGUCCCCCUCGCUGGCCAGCUGGCCGCCGGCGGCCCGGAGGAAGCGGCCGAAGCAGCAGCGGCGGCGGCCCGACGCGCCCGGCCGAGGCGCGGGGUCGGGCGGCGGCGGGGAGCCCCCGGGCACGCUGGCCCUGCUGCUGGGCGAGGGCAGCAAGCGGCUGCCGCAGGCCAUCAUCGUGGGCGUGAAGAAGGGCGGCACGCGGGCGCUGCUGGAGUUCCUGCGGGUGCACCCCGACGUGCGGGCCGCGGGGGCCGAGCCCCACUUCUUCGACCGCGGCUACGAGCGGGGCUUCGGCUGGUACAGGGAGCUGAUGCCCAGAACCCUCGAUGGGCAGAUCACCAUGGAGAAAACUCCCAGCUACUUUGUCACCAAGGAAGCACCUGCUCGAAUCUCCGCCAUGUCAAAGGGCACCAAGCUCAUCGUGGUGGUGCGGGAUCCUGUGACCCGAGCCAUCUCCGAUUACACGCAGACUCUCUCGAAGAAGCCCGAUAUCCCCACCUUUGAGAGCCUGACCUUCAAAAACAGGACUACAGGCCUGAUCGACACCUCGUGGAGCGCCAUCCAGAUUGGCAUCUACGCCAAGCACCUGGAGAACUGGCUCCUCUACUUCCCCAUUGGGCAGAUCCUCUUCGUCAGCGGGGAGAGGCUGAUCAGCGACCCCGCUGGGGAGCUGGGCAGGGUCCAGGACUUUCUGGGCCUUAAGAGGAUCAUCACGGACAAACACUUCUACUUCAACAAAACCAAGGGCUUCCCCUGCCUGAAGAAAGCUGAAGGCAGCAGCAAACCCCACUGCCUGGGGAAAACGAAAGGCAGGACCCACCCCAAUAUAGACAGAGAGGUGGUGCAGAGACUGCGGGAGUUCUACAGGCCUUUCAACAUGAAGUUCUACCAGAUGACUGGGCACGACUUCGGCUGGGACUGAGGCUGAAAAAAAGAAUAAUUUAAGAAAAGAAAAAAUAUAAUAUAAUAUAUAUAUAUAUUUUUUUUACACAUCAGUAGAGAGGAAAUGUAAGAGGUGUGCUGAAAACGCUCUCCAUUCCGUUCGUUCUUUUUGACAAGAUGUCACUGCUUGGUUUGUUUUCUUUCCUCUAUUAGCAGCGGGUUGGUGUCUGCUGCCAUGGUCGAGGCAAGGUGGCUGUGGGCCAAAGCUUGGUGCUAUUGAAGUCAAGAGGGCUCUGGCCCUUUAUGUCAGUGGUUUCAGGAUUUGACAUUGUCUAUAUAAAAGUCCAGGAACAACAUUUUCAGAUGUGCCUAAGUGACUUAGGAACCUAAGAUCCAUUUUUCAAAAGCGACAUAGGCACUUAGAAGAGCCUAACUGUCAUUGAAAAUCAAUAGGAUUUAGGCUUCUAAGGCCCAGAUUUUAAAAGGUAUUUAGGUGUUGCUGUGCUCAGCCUUGCAAUGUCUAACUGAUUUAGGCACCUAAAUUUCAUCAUUAAGAUUGAGGCUCCUAAAUGCCUAAAUCACUUUUGAAAAUGGGAUCUAGGCUCCUAAAUCAGUUAGAUAUUGCAACAGUGAGCACAGCAACACCUAAAUACCUUUACAAAUCUGGGCCUUGGUGACUAAGGGCUGGAUUUUUAAAUCUAUUUAGGUGCCUGACUCCCACGGGAGGUGCCCAAAUGCCUUUAAAAAUGUAUCCCUUAGUCACUUUUGAAAAUAGGACUUAGGGUCCUAAAUACCUAAAUCACUUUUGAAGAUUCCAGAGCUGGUCAGGACAUACUUUUUCCUGUGAAAAUUUUUUAUCAUUUUUUUUUCACUUUAUCAAUUUUUCUUUGAAAUUUUGGGGGGGUUGGUCCAAAAAGUGGGAAAAAAUUCUGCCACCAAAAACCAAGCUUUUUUUUCAGCAACUGGUGAAAAACGGGAGGGUAUUUUAUAUACAAAAUUGAACUAAUUUGGGUUUUGGUUAUAGAAAGCAGGGGAGGGAAGGAAAUAGGUUUUGACAAAAACUGAUCUUUUGACAUGAAAAUCUCAGUGUAGUGAAAAGGCCGUUUUCCAGCUCUCAAGCAGCUUCCCCCAUCACUUGUACUCUCUCCAGGUCGCUAUUUCCGAGCUCACCCACCUCUUUCAAGAUUCCCAUUCAGAAACUUCACCAAGCCAACAUGCCUCCCAUUGGAUGUCAUCCGUAGAGUUUGAGGCUGUGGCCUUCAUGGGCUUUCACACUAAGAGGGGAGUCAUUGUGGGCUGUAGGGGGAUUCCAUGUCCUGUAUAUUCUUGAAUAGGGAAUAACAGGGUAAGAGCCAGAGUUGCGGGAGAGGUGGUGUGUGAGGUAUCCUGUUAAGCCACGUUCAGGAGUAUGUUGGACAAGGCUCUCUUGGCUUCAGAAGAAUCUCAGAUGACAACAUGUUGGAGCAAAGGUUCAUUUGGGAAAAAAAUAAAAAACUGAGUGAGGGAAGGGAAUCCCUUGUUCACAAGAGUGUGGUGAGAACCUAAUUGGCUGCCCUGCUGAGAACAAAAUGGCAGCGCUCUUCUGGGGAAUAUGGGGGAGAAAUGAGGAAAAGAGCACAUUGGGUUUGUAGGGUUUUUUCAAUGUUGGCAAAAUAAUCCUUCCUAUUACAAUACUUGGAGAUCUCGAUUCUUUGCUCUGAUUCUUGACAGCUGUUUUGUGGCUUCUAUAAAGUGAGUUGGUGGUAACUACCCAUUAAUUAUGCAGGUGCCCAGAUCACACGAUUUGGCCCUUUUGUCAACAGUCUCAUUAGAUUAUUAUUUGUAUUAGCGCCUGGAAACCCCAGUCACGUACCAGGACCCCAUUGUGCUAGGCUCUGUGCAUGAUUAUUACUGUUUAUUAGGUGUAUUACAGUAGUGCUUAGGCACUUAGUGGAUCAGGACUCCAUUGAACAGAACCAAAAGACAGUCCCUGCCAGGAGGAGCUUACCAUCUAAGACAAGCUGGAGACAGCCGGGGGAGCACUAGGUAACAAUGAGACAAUAUUGGUCAGCGUGAAAAGCAGUGGUUCCAGCAUACCGUCUACAUAACCAUUGUCAAGAUUUUUUUUAGGCAUCACAGCAGAGGAGAGAGUUCAAGAGGAUAAUGAGUUGAUCAUCAGAGAGGUCAAGAUGAUGUGUGUGAAAUUACCCUCUAGCUCUACAGAUGGUCCCUCCAGUUCCUGCCUAUCUGUUCCGAAGGUAAAGAAAACAGGUCAGGGUCCAGGGCUGUCACCAACAUCACAUUCGUGUAAAGAGAAAGAGGUUAGAGCUGGGCCUUCCACCCACUCCUGGCUCUCCUGAAUCCACUUCAGAGCCCACUUCCCAGCUUUUCUCUUAACCAGCUCAAGAAAUGAUCCUGAACAUUGCUGAGGCUGCAGGGCUCAGAGGACUUUCCCCCUCACCUCUGCAGAAACAAACCCGCGUGGAUUCACAAACAGGACCCACUUCCCCAGCUAAUUAAAAUCACUUAGUUAAUGUUGGCAGGACUUUCUGAAGGCCUUAGCCCCAAGACUUUCUACCAUCUGUUGCACCCAUAAAGCCUUAUCUGAGCUCAGGUUUCCUUACCCAGAGUCCAGUAACAGCUAGCCGGGAAGCUAACAGUAGGGCGCUAGAAAACUGUUAAGUCAUUCUCUCUGCAGUCCACCCUCCCACCCCCAGCACGAGAGAUCACAGUGACCCCGCUACCUUCAGCCAGUGUGGUCAUCCUCUAUCUCAGUUUUUGUUUCAGAAUGUUCCGGCUCCAGCUUUAAGCCCUUUUUUGGCAGCAUCCUGUGGCACAAAACAUCUGGGUAAACAUUUUAUAAUCAUCUUAACCAAACAAAGAACAAAAAUAGCGAUCAGAUCAGUCAAAUGCAACCCAGAACAAAGCAAAGCCACAGCGCUCGCUCGAGCGCACAGUGCUUCCCUUUGUGUCUUAAUCCUCGUGGCGGUCUGUCUAAGGGCGGAGUCAUGGGUGGCUACAGUGCUCGCCUGUUAAGAUCCUAGCCAGCUGUGGUCACAACAGCUAAAGGGGCUGCUGCAACAGCCAGACUUUCUCAGCUGAGUAAAACAGAAUGUGCAGAUGAAUUUGGACAGUGCAAGAAUUUUCAUCACCACCUCGAACUUUCAUCCAAAACUCAAACCAGAAGAUUUCUUUUGGGGCAGCAGUAAAGCUGUUAACUUUUUCCCCUUGUUAUAUUUCCCGAUCAACCUCCUCUAGACCUCCAUUUUCUAGCCCCGGAUGCCAAAAUCAGAGCAGGUUGGCAAAUGUUUUUUUUAGCAAAAAUCAAUGACAAUGUGUGUUUCCUUUCCUCUGAAAUUUGACAUUUUACUGGAAUAUUUCAAUGAAAUUUCAGAAUGUGAAAUGUUUUGACCAGCGCUAUAGUUUCUGAGGGAUCAUGCUCAGCUAGUGGGGGUGAUGGGAGAACCAUCCAACUGGCCCUUCUUUACUGGUUUUGCUAUCAUCGCUUAACCUGAAAAUGGAAUCUACGGAAAGCAAUUGAUUUGUUUCAUUCAGGCCACUGGUUUGGUUACAGCUGUCCUGCUGGCAUUGCUCGUUGAACAGCCCUCUCCAUAUAUUCCUGCUUCCCAUGUGAGCAUGCCAUUUUACACCUCCAGUUCCAAAACUCAGCUGUUGUUGAGCAAUCAUAUCGCCUCCUUAGGUGUCACAGUGGUUUAAGCUUAACAGCAAGGCAGCGGCUCGUUCCUUGGAGGGCUGAGGGACCGAUGCAUUUUGAAGUUCACCAAAGGCUGAAGUUGUCUGAGCACCUUGAUUCUGUUACCCAGAGCUUCUUUCAACUUGGGGGUGAAGAGCUGGCCCCACUCAAGUUGUUUAAAGCCUGAUCCAAAAGCCACUGCAGUCAGUGGAAAGGUUCCUAUUGAUUUCAGUGGGCCUCAGAUCAGAACCCUACAUGAAAACAAUAAAAAGUCCCAAUAUGUUUCAUCCAGACCAUCAGUGGAAGUUUUCAAGAUGUGGCUUUCUGGUUUUGGCCAUACCACAUCCAUUCAGAUGAAUUGGAACCAAGCAUCUGAAAACCCCACUCCCCAUACCUAGCACUUUGAAAAGGUGCUCUUGAGGUCUGGUGACAAUUCCCCUUGCUUCUAAGAGAAGGCUACAGUAUUUAUGGUCCUUAUGCAUUCCCAACACACACAGGACACAUUGAAGGGAAAUGAAAGCCCUCUCUGUGAAUGUGGCCUAUUAGAUCGUGUUUCCAGACAGCUCUGACUCAUGUAAGAAGCUCACUCAUAUAUUUAUAUGACAUAAUGCUUUCCCCUCCCCCAAAGCUGCAUUACUCUGCAACAGGGAGUCUCUUGAACUUUGAACUUCCUGGCAGUGGAAUAGAGACUCAUUUUAAAAUAUUUAUAAUGGCUGAACAUUGUAUUCAAUAUUGGUGAUUCCUAUGGCAAGAAUCCCCUGGCCUGCAGAUAACAAACCUCGGUGUCAUUUUGCAACUUGGCUUAUACAUGUAACCAGUGCCAGAGGUGAUUUGUAUGGGAGUGUAAAUUACACUCCCAUAGGCUAACUUAAUCUUCCCGUGUGGGAUUUUCAGACACACCUAAGUGACACAGGAAGAAAAGUUGCCUUGAAAGUCAAUUGCUGUCAGAUUGAGUAUGACUAAGCAUGUCGUGGGAUGCCUUUGGAACAAAUUGUCUUGCAAAGGUAGAGGUACAGGGAUGUAGCAUUAAUCUUGGUGCAAGGUUCUCCCCCUAACCCUUGUGAAAGCUAAUGGGCAUCAAAAUCAAAUGGCCUUAUGGCACCAGUUGGUGGAACUAGACCACCUGCUUAGUUACUGAGCAACUGGCAUCGUUUAAAAGGGACACAGUCACAGAGUUUAGGGCCAAAAAUUAGGCUUUGUUACAAAACAAAAAAGUUUCACAAAACUAAGAGGUGGAAUUUUUAAAAGCAAAUAAGUGCCUUAGGCACAACAGGGAGUAAGUUUCACAGGCACAAUGACACACAGGUGCCAACGCCCAUUGUUUUUCAGUAUAAUAAAGGCCUGCUCUAUACACAGGUUUUGUACCAGUAUAAGUGUUGGUUAGGGGUGUGGGUUUUUUUAACAACUCUUUCCUGCCCGUUGACUUUCAAAGCUCCUAAACCACUUAGGUGCUUUUGACAAUCCCACUGACUGAAUAAAAGUUGCCAUUUUCCGAGUAGCCUAAGAAAAGUUAGGUCCGCAAAUCCCGUCGAAAUCUAAUACGAUUUAAACCUCAGAUCCUAAAAGGUAUUUAAGUGAAUUCAAUGAGAGUUAGCCUCUAAAAUACCUUUGAGGAUUUGGGAAAAAAUUACCUAAGGCCCUUAGUCUGAAUUGAAAAUCCUAAACAAGGGUCUGGAAUGAAUUUAAUUAGUCCCCUGUGUAGGGAAACCCCCAGCUCAACAUUACUGAGCAAGUGUUGUAGAACUGGAAAGUGAAAUUGACUUAAAGAGUUUGAUUUUUCCCAAUGGAGAAAAGUAGGGGAAGGAGGGGGAGAAUUGAUGAUGAAAAGCAAAUUAGAUGUUUAAAAAUCUUUCCAUUUUAAUAAGCUAAGGUGUUCUUGGGCCCAGAUAAGGGUUGGGUUUGUGUUUUGUAUCAUAUGCAACUUUUAGACUUUCACAGUGUCUCUUUAAAGCGCUGUAUCAGUAUGGAGGGUCAUAGCCUUCUCGCAGGGCGUGGCUACACUUGCGAGUGACAGCACAUUAAAGGCGCCCUGGGUGCACUAGCUCACUACCCAUCCACACUGGCAAGGCACGUAGAGCACUCUGACUCCACAGCUACAGCGCUGCUGGUACUCCAUCUCAGCGAGUGGAAUAAUGUUUGAUGCGCCCCCGCUGGAGCGCCCCAGCGUCAGUGUGAACAAGGUGUUGCAUUACUGCGCUCUGAUCAGCCUCUGGAAACGUCCCAUAAUCCCCUUAAGUGAAGUGGCCACUCUUCUCAUUGUUUCGGAUAUGCCCUUUGAAAGCUCCGUUUGACAGCCGAGACAAAGCAACCAUUACUGUGGAAUGCUGUGUGCGAGAGAGAGAGAGAGAGGGUGGUGGUGGGGGGGUUGUGCUGUCUGAACUUACAAGACAGCAUGCUGACAUGCUCUCAGCCCUCCAAAAACUCUCUCUCCCCCCACAUAGACACAACACACUCCCUGUCACACUCCACCCCACCAACCCCCAUUUGAAAAGCAUGUUGCAGCCACUUGCAUGCUGGGAUAGCUACCACAAUGCACUGCUCUCUGUGGCUGUUUCAAGAGCUGCUAAUGUGGCUACGCCAGUGCGCUGGCAGCUGUCAGUGUGGACAGACUGCAGCGCUUUCCCUACGGCGCUCUACAAAGGCUGGUUUAACUCAAAGUGCUCUACAUCUGCAAGUGUAGCCAUGCCCUCAGUUACACAGAGGCAUCUCCCACUUAGCCUCCAUCUGAUCGCAUUUACACCACUGUAAAUCAGUCUCAGCUGACACUGCUUUAUAUCUGUACAUGGCUAGCACAGAGGGGGCCAGGCUCAUGACAGGCUCCAAGGUGUUGUUGUAUUAUGAAUAAUAAUAACGAGGGGCUGGUGUAAAAUGGGUGUGAUGUUGGAAUCAGGCCAGAUGGGAAUUGCACAGCAUGAGUACACAAUUGGACCCCUCCCCCCGCAGUGAUUUUAAAUAACUGACAGCCUUGUGAUCAGACGCGCUGCACAUGUGGCGCUCCCUUCAACUGACUUCAGUGCGACACACAGGUGCUCUCACUGUUCAAAAUCAGGCCAUGGCUUUUGGUGUACUGGUACAAAACCAACCAGUGCAUUUUCCUUCUCUAGACGCUCUAAUGAUCAGAUGCAAAGUCAACAGGUAUCUUUCCAUUGACUUCAGUAGGUUUUGGAUCAGACUCAGAAGCCCCAGUUCAGCAAAGCAUUUAGGCCCAGAUUCUCAAAGGUAUUUAGGCACCUAACUCCCAUUGAUUUCUAAGAGAAUUAGGCACUGAAAUACCUUUGAGAAGCUGGGCCCUAGGCACAUGCUUAAAUUUAAGCACAUGCUUUGCUGACUCAGGGUAGACUACUGAACUGAGAUCUAGCUGCCUGGUUCUGAAAAGAUCAGACUAACAGGACUUACUUUGCAGGGCAGCUUGUGACUUUUCCACUGAUGAGUUAAAAGGAUUUUUGUUGGUGUGAUUUCCUGGGGGGGAAAAGCUGCUGUAUCAACAUUCUGUGCCAUUAGGUAUAUAAUAAUCUCUCAAGGAAUUGUCUUAUCCAAAUAUUUUAAACACUAGAAAUGAACCUAAACCCCACUAUGUCAUGGGAUUCCAAGGAAUGAGGCUCCUGUAUUUAAUGCAACUGAUAUUCCAGGGGGGAGGGAUAUAACCUUAAGUGAUAUUUCAAGCAAUGACAUGCUUGGUAUAUAGAAAUUUAUAUCCUGAAUUUAAUUUAUUUAUUUUAAAUAACUGAUAUUCAGCCUCCUUUUUUGCACCCCACAUAAGUUAGCAUAUAUUAAGCUAGAUCUCCAGGGCAGGGGACUUGUCCAUAUAUUUUUAAACAUAGAAAAGAAAAAAAAACUCGUGUUUGUACAUAAUGUUUUCUGGUUUUCCUUUGCUUUGUGAUCUUCUCAUUUCCUCCCUUUGGUGCUGUUUCUGUAUGGACCAGAUUAAUUUAAUUUAAGACUGAGGAAGCACACAUUUAAUAAAGUUUACGGGUAUUGAGAG